AUGCGGAAAGGUGAUAAGAAAGGUCUUGAAGAGAGGGGAACAACGGUAACGGAUAGAUAUUCAAAGAGUCUAAAGAACACUUGCGACACCGAAACAUCGUCAGUUGCAAUACCAAAAUCAUUCUAUUCUGACACCCAGAAAUACGGACCAGUUCCAGUUUUCAAAUUGGAGGGAAUUAAAGUUGCUCACUGCUACACUCCAGAAAUUUAUGCGAACACUGGAACUGGGGAACGUUGGAGUGGUCGGUUUUCGCAAUCUGUUGGCCUUGUUGACGAUUUCGUUCUUCUCGCACUAUGCUCAAGCUAG
Angiostrongylus costaricensis is the source of this 306-nucleotide messenger RNA. The record is from the annotation of a GenBank genome assembly. Lineage: Eukaryota; Metazoa; Nematoda; Chromadorea; Rhabditida; Metastrongylidae.